CAGAGGACUCUGACAAGCACAGACGAUUAAGAUGGCCUGCUCUAGAAAAACAAUAGCAAGAGGCUGCUUUGGAAAAAUAUAUAAGGAGAAGUUCAAUGGCACCUGGGCAGCGAUGAAGAAAGUGCCUAUGGGCAUCAUCAGCAAGAAACAGCUUGAAGGAGAAUGCAAAGUUUAUCACAGCGCACGUCACUGCCACGUGGUUAAGCUUCUUGGAGAUCCAUGGCUGCAAGAUGGAAGGUGGCACAUUCCUCUGGAGUUCAUCAAGGGAGAGGACCUUGAGACAACCAUAUUUAAAGUACAGGAAUCUAAAGUACAGCUGACCCCAAAAGUGAAGGCCACCAUCAUCACUGGUAUGUGUGAAGGCUUGUUCCACCUGCACAGCAAAAACAUCGUCCACCAAGAUCUUAAACCUGACAACAUCAUGGUUGAGCAUGGAACCCAUCGUGCUGUGAUCAUUGAUAUGGGCCUUGCAAAAUUCUCAUUCAAUGGCUUCUCCUCCGCCCAGAACUGUGGAAAUGUUGCCUAUUCUGCGCCUGAAAUCCUGCAAGGCAACGGAGUUCGGGACAAGCGCUCGGACGUGUGGGCCAUGGGCAAAAUCAUCACCGAACUCAUCACAGGUGUCAGACAGUCAUCCAACUUGGCGUCUCCCACCAUCAGAGAGAUGCUAAAAGACAGUCCUUACUGUAACGUUGUGUCCAAGAUGGUGGCCACCAACCCUUCAGAGAGAGCCUCCAUGGCUGAAAUGAUUAUUGAAAUCCGGCAUUUAUCGGUUGGUAUACAUUUAGGCAUAGAUAUGUUGGCUAAGCCAAAGGCAGGAACAGGACAAGCUAAGCUAGGUUUGGUGGCACACGAUGGCCCCAGAAGAACAGGACCUGUUCCAGUUCCAAUUAGAGUGUUUGUCAGUGAGUUCUUCAAGGUACCCAUUCUUUGUCCCUUACCACCAAAUGGAACAGUGACCCAUCUUCAUUUUGAUGAUGAAAGCGGACAGCUGGUGAUCAAACAAAUAUUCAUGAGAAAUGGCAACAUUGUUAAGCAUGAGAACAUGAAAAUAAGGAAGUCGUGAAGACCAAGAAGCUUUUCAAUUAGAGAGGGCCACUUUUACUGUUCCUGUAUCGAUACUGAUACUGAAACCUUGAGUAUCAGCUGAUAGUGAUACUGGUCAGAUACAAACUACAACACCUGCACACGUGGAAUAGCUCGGUACUUGUUCAUGGUAAUAUCACGCUACGUGUAGCUACUGUUUUAUGUCACAAGCAUUUCUGUGCUAUUUCAGGCUAGACUGGUUACAAAAUCAGACCGUAUUCAUUCUUUUUUUCCUCCAAUAUCUGAUCUGCUGGUAUCAGAUCGAUCUGUAUUAUGAAUGAGGUAAUUAUGUCUGUAGGGUGCGGGAAGAUUUGCGAGGGCCACAGUUGUAGUCUGGAAGAGAAUGUGGCAGGUUUUUUGUGGUUUGUACUUUUUCUUGUGAGAGAGGAUUUUAGACCUUCAGACAGCUACCUGUUAAUUUAGGAUGAGUCUGGGGAAAAUUGGUGCUAUUUUCAGGUGUGCUGAAGAAAAUACGCCUGCAAUACUGGAACCAUCAUAAAGGAGUUAGACUAUAAAAUCACUGUUAAGAGAGAAAAAGAGUGUGAAGAAGAGAGAUGGUUGCAGGUGGUGGAUAUAAAAUGUUGAAGUUAACUGAAUACAGCAAUGAACCUGUGAGAGGUACGAAUGAGUAAAUAUGUUUUUCCUGUAUUUCAUUCACCUGUAAUGAAAUGUGGUGUUUCCAGAAUCUUACAUGGAAAAGAAGAUUGUAUUAUUGCUAAUAUUUAAUGUACAUAUUCUUUUUUACCGUAAAAAUUCAUGCUCUUUAACACACUGGCCUACUGUGUCAAUGCCAGGUUUUAAUUUAUUACAGAUGGUUUUGUUUUAUGUAUAUUACACAGUA
Molecule: messenger RNA, 1924 nt
Organism: Colossoma macropomum (tambaqui)
Lineage: Eukaryota; Metazoa; Chordata; Actinopteri; Characiformes; Serrasalmidae
Product: spindle assembly checkpoint kinase-like
Exons: 5
Coding region: 32-1063 (343 amino acids)
Biological process (GO): autophagy; peptidyl-serine phosphorylation; autophagosome organization
Cellular component (GO): cytoplasm; autophagosome
Molecular function (GO): ATP binding; protein serine/threonine kinase activity
Source: RefSeq, a predicted model, not a curated record